Messenger RNA from Sphaerodactylus townsendi, 1577 nucleotides. RefSeq names its product RAP1A, member of RAS oncogene family (gene RAP1A). Gene Ontology annotation, biological process: Rap protein signal transduction; negative regulation of synaptic vesicle exocytosis; cellular response to cAMP. The transcript has 9 exons. The coding region runs from base 267 to 821 and encodes 184 amino acids. The record is from RefSeq and is a predicted model, not a curated record. Gene Ontology annotation, molecular function: GDP binding; GTP binding; GTPase activity. NCBI's taxonomy places the organism in Eukaryota, Metazoa, Chordata, Lepidosauria, Squamata, Sphaerodactylidae. Gene Ontology annotation, cellular component: plasma membrane.
CCGAGGGAGGAAAGAGGGGCGGAGCGAACAAGCCUGCCGCCGCCGCCGCCGCCGAAGCCCCGAGCGAAAGCAGGCAGCCCGGCGCCCAAGCGAGGCAGGCAGGCAAGCAAGCAACUGGGGGCAAGCGGGCGGCCAGCUCGUCUCGCCCCGGCAAGCAGCGGCGACUCGUCCCUUAGAGAGAAGUUGAGAAGACUUCUAGCAGGCACUGUUAACACUGAUGAGAGAUCUUGUAUGCCAAGCUUGUCAGUAUUUGAACAGACCACAUCAUGCGUGAGUACAAGCUAGUGGUCCUUGGCUCAGGUGGCGUGGGGAAAUCUGCUUUGACUGUACAGUUUGUUCAGGGAAUUUUUGUUGAAAAGUAUGACCCUACAAUAGAAGACUCUUACAGAAAGCAAGUGGAAGUAGACUGUCAACAAUGUAUGCUUGAAAUCCUCGAUACAGCAGGGACAGAGCAGUUUACAGCAAUGAGGGAUCUCUAUAUGAAGAAUGGUCAGGGGUUUGCACUAGUAUAUUCUAUUACAGCACAGUCCACGUUCAAUGAUUUACAGGACCUGAGGGAACAGAUCUUAAGGGUCAAGGACACUGAAGAUGUUCCAAUGAUUCUGGUUGGCAAUAAAUGUGACCUGGAAGAUGAGCGUGUAGUUGGUAAAGAACAGGGACAGAACUUAGCAAGACAGUGGUGUAACUGUGCCUUUCUAGAGUCGUCUGCGAAGUCUAAAAUCAACGUUAACGAGAUCUUUUAUGAUCUCGUCAGACAGAUAAAUAGAAAAACACCAGUGGAAAAGAAGAAGCCUAAAAAGAAAUCAUGUCUGCUGCUCUAGACCCACAGCAUGCAGCAGAUCUGAGCCAGGAUUGCAGGAAUGAAGAACUGUUGCCUAACUUGGAAAGUGCCAGCAUUCCAGAUUUCAAAUGAUUACACCACCAAUUAACAACGUAUCUGAAGAGCUUCUCCUGUUUUUAUAUAUUAUGUGAAGAAUUUCGAUCUUAUAAUGGUUUGCACAAAGGUCCCUGGGAAAAAGAAAAGAAAAUUGGUCUGUGUAUAUCUCUUGGAAAUUAAAAACAAUAGUCCUUCUCCUUUGCAAUAGCAAUUAACAGAUGUGAUAAGUAUAAUUGACUCUAGUUGUAUGAUUAUACAAAGAGCAUGGAUGCAUUUCAGAUGUUAGAUAUUGCUACUAUAAUUUCAUAAUGACCUCUUACCAUAAUUCUUCUCCCAUCAAGCACUAAAAAGGUCACUCAAUUAAUACUUUAUAUCUAUCAUGAUAGAUAUAACAAUACAAAUUUUACCUUUUGAACUCACUGCAGCAAAUAACUUUUUCCAAGUCAUUGACUUCAUUUUAUAUUUAAAAAGUUACAGAAUAUCAUUAUUUUCAUUCUGCCAUUAUAUUCUAAUUAAAAUUGUGCAUAAUGCUUUGAAAAAAAUGGGUCUUUUAUAGGAAAAAACUGGGAUAACUGAUUUCUAUGGCUUUGAAAGCUAAAAUAUAUAAUAUACUAAACCAACUCUAAGAUUGCUUCUUGUGUUUUACUGUCACAGAUUAAAUUACAGCUUUUAUGAAUGAUUAAAUUUUAGUACAUUUUCA